Molecule: messenger RNA, 3540 nt
Organism: Pseudophryne corroboree (corroboree frog)
Lineage: Eukaryota; Metazoa; Chordata; Amphibia; Anura; Myobatrachidae
Product: phospholipase A2 inhibitor and Ly6/PLAUR domain-containing protein-like
Exons: 5
Coding region: 662-1315 (217 amino acids)
Source: RefSeq, a predicted model, not a curated record
ACUUCCUCUGUGAGACAGGGGUGUGUGUGUGUGCUUCCUAAAGCAGAGACCAGAAUUGCACAGUUAUUAUCUCCUACGCAGACAGACAAUCUUCUGAAAAGUUUGGAGUCUCCUUCCAUUCUUCUUUCAUCUUUGUACACUUGUUCUGAAGGACUACUGUGGUGUCAUUUAUUUUGGGGGCUGGAAAAUGUGAUGCAAAUCUACUUACUGGCUCUUGCACAUUGAAUCUUGGCUGAGAAGGGGUGUGAGCUUGGAUUUCUGACUGUGACUCACUUUUCAGGUUUCAAAACUGAAGUGUAACCUACAGUGGGAUUCGGAGUGCUUGCUACACCUGCCAACUGAAUGUAUGCAUGAUACAAAAAUUGCUCUUUAAAGUCAAAUCUUUCUUACCUUAAGCCUACUGGGAAAGGUUACAAUUACAAGAGAUUUUUCCAGCAGAACAAGGACGAGUAUCAGUGUCACCAGUGAGAUUGAGCAAGGAAAAAGGAAAAUUGUGGUUGAAGAGACUGGUUUGUUGUGGGAAUAUCAAAGAGAAGCGGAUGAUGUAUAGGUUGGCACGUGGAAACUUUGUAUAAGGAUCUGUGAAGGCUUCCUAGGACUCACUCAGACCCUGCUGCAGUCUGUGCUCUUACAGGACCAACUUUGGAGAGAAGACAAAAGUAUGAUGUUCCUUCUCACGCUGUGUUCUGCUCUGCUUACAGCAGGAGCUGCUCUGAAAUGUGAAGUGUGUUCGGCUACAAAUGCAAACAGCUGUUCGGGCUCCUAUGAGACCUGCCAGGCCCCAGAGAGCCGCUGCAUGCUGACCCUCACCGAGACGUCUCUAGGACAUGACAAUGUGGACAUGAGGAAUGCAAUACUUGAUAAACACUGUGGAAGUGUGUACGACUGCAGUCAUCCAGCAACCCUAUCCACACCGGACUACCGGGUGAGAGUCACCACAAAGUGUUGCAACACGGACUUCUGCAACAACAGCACUAUGAACUGGACGCCACCAAAUUCCACGUUAAACGGUGUGACCUGUGAAUCCUGUUUCGCUAGAAAUUCUAAAACAUGUAACGUGAUGACUCCCAUGAACUGCACAGGAGAUGAGACCUACUGUGUACAAUAUUCAGCAUCAAGGGAAGGAGGAUCUUCCAUCGCAGUAGCUGGCUGUGCCUCAGGAAGCAUGAAGAAGUCACAAGGGAAAGCUGCGUUUCAGGGAUCCACUAUUGCCGUGAGAGGGAUGCAAAACGGAAACGGUGCAGAGUCACUGAGACACUACCCACUACUGCUGCCGUCGCUGGCUGUGACAAUCAUCUGGAUGGUUUCACAGUGAAAAAAUUGUCCACAGACAUGGACUUGUCUGCAUGGUAUCCGGUUGACAGAUUUACAGUAAAAAGAUAGACAGUCAAUAGGGUCGACCCCAAAUGGUUGAAAUGCAAAGGUCAACAGGGUCAAAAGGUCAACGGGUAAAAGAUAGAUAGUGCUUAAGGUCAAUCGGUUCAAAACAACAGCCGACACAUACAAUAUGGUCAAUGUAUGAUUUUUUACAUUAUAUUUGUCAACUUUUUCACCAUUUACCAUCCAUGUGGACUAAGAUCGGGAACAGUAACCUCGCCUGAAGCGUGGCCAGUGAAGAGAGCCUGUGAGGGUACACAUUUACACUCAUUUGGCUUAGAUAUGGGGAAACAUACAAAAUAACAAAAAACAAAAACAAAAAUUUGUGUUGACCAUUUUCAUGUCGACCUUUUGACCCUCUUGACCUUUUAACCAUGUUGACCUUUUGAAUGUCAACCAUUUGGGGUUGACCUAUUGACUGUCUAUCUUUUUACUGUAGAUAUAUUGAACCAAACCCAUCUGCAUACCCAAUGUCUGUCCAAGUUGCACUAUAUUUCUCUGUCCUUACAUACUUCACCCAUAUAGUUUCAGACAGAGAGAUUUGGUGCACAGAAACACAUAAGCGCAAUGAGUAAAGCUACUGUAUAUUAAAUGUCUCAGUUAAAUGCACCAUCAUAUUCUUUUCAUAAAGGUUGUUACAGGCUUGUUCUUCCCACGUCAUCAUACAGUAAUCCUAGAUAUGACAAAGAGAAGGUCCUCACAUCACCUCCUCUAUCCUAACUUGCCUUCCUGGAUAAGGAUACAGGAGUCUACUGGUACUCCUUCCUCCAGCACUGGAGAGUGAAAGGAGUAAGAAUUCUCCAUCUCUGACCACUACUUAACUUACCAUGGUCAACGUGCUAGAGCAGAAAUUGGCCGGUUACAUGAGUGUUGGGAGAGCUCCACAAGUGCCAACUAUGGACAGUAGGAAGGGUCAGUGCAGCAGAUUAAUCCAUUAGAUGGUGAUACAUUCUACUGAAGUCACCAGCUUGUCAUACCUGAGGUUCUGCUCAGGACAUGUCUUGCCUGUUGCAGAGUUAAAUGCUCAGAGUCACAGUGGGCACAAUUUGAAACUGGACUUUACAUGCUAACAUCUCUUUUUAUGUAAUGCCUUAAUUUCACUGAAAAACAAAAAUAAUUUGGCCUCGCACACCACCUUGUCUUAACCUCACCAGCUCUUUGCAGAUCAUGCCCAUUUUGACCACCGUAACAACCAAGGCUGUGUCACAGCAAACUAGCCUGCUAAUCUCAUGUUACUGAUACAUCAUUUCAGAGGCUAAGAGCCCAUUUCUGAAAAACUGAGUGUUGUGCAGUCUAAUGAAUAACAUAUAGUUUUAUAUUUAUUUAAAAAAAAAUCAAUAUGAGAUUGAAAGCAGGCAUGAAAAUAUUAAUCCCUAAACAUGCUUUAUUCAGAAUAAAUAAUUCUGUAGAUAUUUGUGUAAUGGAAUCGAUGGUAGACAUUUCAUGUGUGUUCAGCUUUGCCACUAUAUAUAUAUAUAUAUAUAUAUAUAUAUUUAGAUAUAGAUAUACAGUAAAGAUAUAGAUAUAGAUAUACAGUAGAGAUUUAUACAGUAUAUACUGUAUGUUUGUAUAUAUAUAUAUAUAUAUAUAUAUAUAUAUACAUAGCAUUGUGACAUUUAUCAAUACCAUAACAAUGUCCUUUCUAUCUAAUGAAAGUGCUCUUUUGAAUAACACUUUUCCUACCAGAAUUGUCUAUAAAGGGUCUGUAAAAGUCACAUAUCAUUUUUGAGAUUCUAUCUUAUCAUAUUCUUUACACAUUAUUCAUAUGUGUGUGAUAGCAUUACAAAUGUGUUAUAUCACUCUCACUAGUCAAACCCGUUCAUCAUUCUAUGGAACCAGCAGUGACACUUUUAGAUCCAACUUCUUGCAAUUAUAAGGGGAUCUCAGGAGGGUCACCUGGCAUUGUUAGACACACCCUUCCCUACACCCGAAAACAGUGGCGCUUACACCCCCUGCAGUGGUCGCUGUAGUUCCACAAGUGUGGGUCAUUGUAAAGCCUAUGCCAAAUAAUCAAUGUCUGUACUAUCUGUACUAUAUAAAUGAGCUGAUAUUUAUAAUGUUCAUAUCCAGUCUAUGUAGAACAUUGACAUUAUGUGAUGACUUUAUAUGUAAUAUACUAUUUUUUUCUGCUGUUUAUUUUCAAUAAAAUACUAAGAUUUGUUA